CGUUUCUUUCAUAGUCGUUACGAAAGAACGAACACUCCGGGUCUGUCCGUCUCUACAUCUGAUAUCUCGCAGAUCUGAGAAAAGCUUCUAUUCCGACGGCCAUUUAACACCUCUAACUCUGAGGAUCUCCGGCAUCCGAUCAAAGCUUCUCUCAACUCGCCUAUUUACCUCUCAUAGCAUCGCCGGCCAUAAAAACAUUCCGGCAUUCUAUCCAGUAAUUAAUGUGAAAUGGAGAAGUCGUGCUCUUUGCUAAUACAUUUUGACAAGGGCACACCAGCUCUUGCCAAUGAGAUCAAGGAAUCCCUAGAAGGCAAUGAUGUUCCAGAAAAGAUUGAAGCCAUGAAAAAAGCCAUCAUGCUUUUGUUAAAUGGCGAAACCAUACCCCAUCUAUUUAUAACAAUUAUUAGAUAUGUAUUGCCUUCUGAGGAUCAUACUAUUCAGAAAUUGCUGUUGCUGUAUUUGGAGAUCAUUGAUAAGACAGACUCCAAGGGGCGUGUGCUGCCUGAGAUGAUUCUGAUCUGCCAAAACUUAAGGAACAACUUGCAGCACCCAAACGAAUACAUUCGUGGAGUUACUUUGAGGUUCCUUUGCCGGCUGAAUGAGGUUGAUAUCAUUGAGCCUCUGAUUCCUUCCAUCAUGAGCAACCUAGAACACCGACAUCCAUAUGUACGAAGGAAUGCAAUUCUUGCUGUGAUGUCUGUUUACCAGCUUCCACAAGGAGAACAGCUUUUGGCAGAUGCACCUGAGAAAAUUGAGAAUGUUCUCUCUUCUGAACAGGAUCCAUCGGCUAAGAGGAAUGCGUUUUUGAUGCUUUUCAAUUGUGCUCAGGAACGUGCAGUUAAUUAUUUAUUUACCCAUGUGGAUAGAAUUCUAGACUGGGAUGAGUUACUUCAAUUGGUUGUCUUGGAUUUGAUUCGAAAAGUUUGCAGGACUAACAAAGCAGAGAAAGGGAGGUACAUAAAGAUUAUCAUAUCUUUGCUGAAUGCCCGCUCUGCUGCUGUUGUCUAUGAAUGUGCUACAACUCUUGUUUCUUUGUCUUCAGCCCCUACAGCUAUACGAGCUGCAGCCAGUACUUACUGCCAACUUCUUCUCUCCCAGAGUGACAACAAUAUUAAGCUUAUUGUGCUUGAUCGACUUAAUGAACUGAAAUCUUCCCACAGAGAUAUUAUGGUUGAUAUGAUAAUGGAUGUUCUUAGAGCACUCUCCAGCCCAAACCUGGACAUUCGGAGGAAAACAAUUGAUAUUGUUCUUGAGCUUAUCACUCCUCGUAAUAUAAAUGAGGUUGUCCUUACCCUUAAAAAAGAAGUCAUGAAGACUCAAAGCGGGGAGCUUGAGAAGAACGGGGAAUACCGCCAAAUGCUCAUCCAAGCCAUUCACUCUUGUGCAAUAAAAUUUCCAGAAGUGGCAAGCACAGUGGUACAUCUACUGAUGGAUUUCCUGGGAGACAGCAAUGUUGCUUCUGCUAUUGAUGUGGCUGUCUUUGUGAGAGAGAUAAUUGAAACUAACCCAAAAUUACGGGUUUCCAUUGUUACUAGGUUACUUGACACUUUCUAUCAGAUCCGAGCUGCACGUGUCUGUUCCUGUGCACUUUGGAUCAUUGGGGAGUAUUGCCUUUCUCUUUCUGAAGUUGAGAGUGGGAUUGCAACCAUAAAGCAGUGCCUUGGUGACCUCCCAUUUUACUCUGCUUCUGAAGAAGGCGAAAGCGCUGAUUCAUCAAAGAAGCCUCAACAAGCGAACUCCAUCACUGUUUCUUCUAGAAGACCAGCUAUACUUGCUGAUGGGACCUAUGCUACUCAAAGUGCAGCCUCUGAAACUGCUUUCUCUCCUCCAAUAGUUGCCCAAGGAUCUUUGGCUAAUGGCAACUUGAGAACUCUUCUUUUGACUGGUGACUUUUUCCUAGGGGCAGUUGUUGCAUGCACACUGACAAAGCUGAUUUUGAGACUGGAAGAGGUUCAACCAUCAAAAAUUGAAGUGAACAUAGCCAUGACUAAUGCAUUAUUGAUCAUGGUCUCAAUUAUUCAGCUAGGGCAGUCCUCAGUUCUUCCUCACCCAAUUGAUAAUGAUUCUAAUGACAGGAUUGUGCUUUGCAUAAGAUUGCUAUGUAACACAGGAGAUGAUGUCAGAAAGAUCUGGUUGUCAUCUUGCAGAGAGAGCUUUGUUAAAAUGCUUUCAGACAAACAACUAUGUGAGAUUGAGGAGAUUAAAGCAAAGGCUCAAAUCUCUCACUCUCAACCAGAUGACCUCAUUGAUUUCUAUCAUUUGAAAAGCAGGAGGGGCAUGAGCCAAUUGGAAUUAGAAGAUGAAAUCCAAGAUGAUUUGAAACGUGCUACUGGAGAAUUUGUCAAGGAUGACAAUGAUGCCAAUAAACUAAAUCGUAUUCUUCAACUUACUGGAUUUAGUGACCCAGUUUAUGCUGAGGCCUAUGUGACAGUUCACCAUUAUGAUAUUGUCCUGGAUGUUACAAUAAUCAACAGAACCAAGGAGACCCUUCAGAAUUUAUGCUUGGAAUUAGCAACUAUGGGUGAUCUGAAACUUGUUGAACGACCUCAGAAUUAUACUCUGGCUCCUGAGUCAAGCAAGCAGAUAAAAGCAAAUAUUAAGGUCUCCUCAACAGAGACUGGAGUCAUUUUUGGUAAUAUUGUGUAUGAGACCUCAAAGGUGCAUGAACGGACUGUUGUUGUGCUAAAUGACAUUCAUAUUGAUAUCAUGGAUUACAUCUCCCCAGCUGUGUGCAGUGAUACUGUGUUUAGAACUAUGUGGGCAGAAUUUGAGUGGGAAAACAAGGUCGCUGUAAAUACUGUUAUUCAAAAUGAGAAAGAGUUUCUGGACCAUAUUAUCAAAUCAACCAAUAUGAAAUGCUUGACUGCUCCGUCUGCUCUAGAAGGUGAAUGUGGGUUUCUUGCUGCAAACUUGUACGCAAAGAGUGUCUUUGGAGAGGAUGCUUUGGUCAAUGUGAGCAUUGAGAAACAAACAGAUGGGAAGCUUAGCGGCUAUAUAAGGAUUAGGAGCAAAACUCAAGGAAUUGCUCUCAGCUUGGGGGACAAGAUCACUCUCAAGCAGAAAGGAGGCAAUUGAUCUAGUCUUGUGAUAUUUGAGUCAGCCAUACAUGUAUAUCGUUUUUUUGGGUACAUCUGAAUCUGAUAGGGGACGAUGCCAACGGUGAUGGGCUUCAAAUUCAAGUUUACCCCUGGAAAAGGGUAUAACUUAACACUAAACUACACCCUGAAUCCCAUAUAUGCAUAUUCGUUCUAUAGACCUUUGAUCUUUGGUGAUAUUGUGUCUGUCCUAUAUAUGUCUCGCAUUUUCACAGAACUCCAGUUACUUUAUGGAACUAAACCAGUAAACCCCUCAUUAUUAAGCUUAAUCCUUGUCUGCUAUUUGCUGUAUAUGAAUUUUAUGCUUCAGAUUCUUUAUUUUGGUGUUGAGAAAACUUCUACAAUAUGUAUUACUGACCAUGUUUCUAUGUUGUCAUUAAAAUGAACUCAGGAUUUUUGGAUGAAA
This is a messenger RNA of Ipomoea triloba (trilobed morning glory), 3501 nucleotides long. RefSeq names its product coatomer subunit beta-1-like. The transcript is spliced from 5 exons. The record is from RefSeq and is a predicted model, not a curated record. The coding region runs from base 229 to 3075 and encodes 948 amino acids. Gene Ontology annotation, biological process: intracellular protein transport; intra-Golgi vesicle-mediated transport; endoplasmic reticulum to Golgi vesicle-mediated transport. Gene Ontology annotation, cellular component: cytoplasm; COPI vesicle coat. Lineage: Eukaryota; Viridiplantae; Streptophyta; Magnoliopsida; Solanales; Convolvulaceae. Gene Ontology annotation, molecular function: structural molecule activity.